GAGCGUGUAUCGGGCCUAAUGGAGAACGGUCACGAUUCAUUCGGAGACCCCGCGAUUCGACCGGUUCGGUCAGUUUUAGACCGGCCCGCGCUCGCGCAGGGCGACGCUACGCCUUCCACGCAUCAUCCAAUCAUCGUUUUUUAAUCACAAAAACAUUCUGUAUUAUAAAUAAAACAGUGGACCAGUGUGUUUUCAACGUUCUAAAACGUUUUCAACGAAAAGUUUUCUGUGAUAUUAUGUUCGUUCAGUGACAUUUAGUUUUGCAACUUUGCAUUUUGUGUUGUGUUAAGUUUUGGUACGGUGAAAUUGGUUUCGGUACGGGUACAACAUCUUGUCGAUUAGUACAACAAUUUAUCUUGAUUCAACAAAAACUGUGUGCGUAGGCCGGCGCAGCAUGCGCGGAGUCACGUGACCACCCAUGGCGUCAGACGCGCGCCCUCGCUCGCCGACAGAUGGCGCGAGGAGGCGACGAGAAUACUCCAGGUCCCCGUACGUGACGCUGGGCGCGGUGCGGUACGCCGUCCGCCGCGCUCCGCCGCCGCGGGCCUGCCCCUGCCGCUGCUGCUCCGAGGAGGCGGUGGCGGCGUGCCUCGGCCGCGCCAAGCCUGAUCGACGCACGCUGGAUCGUAUCCAACGCCGGCUGGGCCGAGGCUCGCGCGACGAGCGGCCCUCGCGCGAGCAGCGCCUGCUGGGCCUGCAGGCCCUGACGGAGCGCCUGCUGCCGCGCGCGCACACCGCGCCGCCGCCCCCGCCACCGCCGCCACCGCCGCCGCCGCACUCGGCGCCCGUGCUGCCGCCCGUGCCACCACCUCGCACGCGCCACCGACACAGCCCUCCCCGAGGGGUCUCGGUGGACCGCUGCGAUGAUUUUGACACUGACAACAUUACUCUCGGUCGCGUAGAGCCCCGCUCGAUCGUCGGCUCCUACGCACAAAAGACUAUAGCAUACCGCAGCGCGUCGUUUUCCCAAGGUGAUUUUGCACAAGAUAAAUAUUAUCGUGGACCGAACAAAUAUCAAUCGAUUUUCGAUUUCGGUAAACGCCCUGCAAAGCCUGUCUCAGAUGCUGCGAGUGCAAAACGACGCGAUGCUGAUACUGUGAGCUUAGCAACAGAUGAAAACACAACCGAAGGAGGGUCUGUCGCAUCAGUCGACUCGGCAGUUGGUUCUGAUGAAGGGUUGCUAGCUCAUGCAUCGCCCGCUCCAAGAUCACCACCACCUGAUGCACCACACAAGCAGCUCGGGGCUCGUUCCUUGACACAUCCGUUGCCGCGACGGAUCCCUCCUGUGCGGGAGGAGGGCCCGACUGAGGCCGGUGGUAGUUUGCCGGCAUUGAUGACACCGCGAGUCUUGCAUGAACUCCGUGAAGAAAGUGAUGGUUCUCAAGCAGACAGUGCACAAGCACAUAGUGAAGGUACUUCGCCGCUAGAACCACAGCCUUUUGCUUUUCCCCCUCUCCCGGCUCCCCCUACGAACGCGUGUGCUAAUGUGGACUGUGAGUGUUCGAAUUUUCCUAAUACUAUUGAGGAGUGCCCGGUAGAGGAAAAUUUAAUCCCUGUGCCUGUGUAUGAGUGUAUAGUGAAACAGUGGUCUAAGGAGUUACCGUCGGAAGAGCCGCAGCGAUCUGACGCCGCGUCGGAUGGGUCCUUGGACCGUGACAAAGAGGAUGAAACUAUUACCAGCGAACAAGUCGCCCAUUUGCUAGCUGCUGUUCAGAAUCCUUGCACUCCUGCCCCGAUAGGUGCUAGAGAGAGACGUAGACCCCUAGACAAAACUAAACGGAGAAAGGGAAUUUACAUUACAACGCCAAGUGACGAUGGUGGCGAAGAGGAAGGGCCUCCUUCUGUAAACGGCUGCAAGCGUGAAAGCAGUGAAACGUCAUUGCAAGACAUGCGUUUAUCAGCCGAAACGCGGACCUCCUCACUGCUUGGUGAUAAAUCUGACGACUCAUGUACGAAUGGUCCACCAAGUCCGUCUGAUAGAGUAGCACCGAUGUGGCCGCGAUCUGAAGAGCUCAAGGCGAGGCGUGCGAGGUUCUACCAACAAAGCUCAGACGAGCGAGAUGACGACUCGUACCGAGCGAGACGGAAAUAUGGCGACUCGCCUUCUGAGGCUGAGAGCGACACGUGCUCCAGAGACAGAACAGCCUCGCCGUCUCCGUUCUGUCCGUCAGACACGUCGGACGUGGAAGCGAGACGGCAACAGUUUAACAGAGGGCCCUUUGGUAAGAAUUUGGAGGCACCUUCGAGUCGGUCCGUAGAAGUCGGAAGACGGAGUCUCUCUGACACGGUUCCUUGUCGCAAGACCAGCGUUGGGGCGAUGACGCCGACCAGGGCAGCGGGGCAUAAGACACACGUCAGAGCCACAUCGUCACCUGAAGUAAAGCCGGGAGCGGACUUGCUGGCCGAGCUGCUUCGAGGCAGCUCGGAAGCCCUCUCCAACUCGUCCACCUUCGACAACGUCGUGCUGACACUACAUCAACACAAUGACACAAGAACGCAUGUUGUGGUGGAGCUGUACGAAACAGAGAAGUCGUAUGUGGAAGCACUGGAGAUAUUAGUCAAGAAAUAUCUUCAACCUCUAAAAAGUCCGGAGAAUGCUGGUCUUCUGGACGCCUUCCUAGUGGACGAAAUCUUCUACCAAGUUCCUGGGAUCCUGAACGUGCAUCAGGUGUUUCUGGAGCAGUUGAGACGGAGGCUCGAGCAAUGGGAUCUGCAGCAGAAAGUUGGAGACGUAUUCUUGGACGUGUUCACAAAACCCACCGUAAUGGACACUUACAUGUCCUUUAUCAACAAUUUGAAGAAAGCAAAGGAAACAAUAAAAACAGCAGCAGCAUCACGGCCUGCCUUCGCCAAGUUCCUGGAUGCUAUGGCAAGGGACCAUAAGGGGAAACUGUCGUUGGACAAUUUGCUAAUAAAACCUGUACAGAAGUUCCCGAGUUAUAAGCUGUUGAUACAAAGGCUGAUUAAGCACACAGAUCAAUCACAUCCAGACCACAAACUUCUAUUAGAAGCACAAAAAGAAAUCCAUGAUUUACUAGAACUGAUCAAUUGCACUGAAAGGGAGAGCUUGGAGCUUGAACAGCAACAACAGACGUUAAGAGAAUUAGAGCAAAUGAUUGAGGGUCUAUCUAAUCUUGUGACUGCGGACCGAAUGUUCCUCAGACAUGAGACGGUGACGAUGCCGUCGGCACAAGGAACAAUUAAAGAUAGAGCUCUCUUUUUGUUCAACGACACCAUGUUGAUUACUAGUGUUAAGAGACGGACGGGUACUAUCAAGAAACCUACUCCAACAUACCAAAGUAAUAUAGCGAGUCAGAUGGAAGGAAACAAGUACAAACUGCUAAUGAGGAUAUCGCUGGCCGAUCUUGAGAUUGUUAAAGUUUUCUUGCCAACAGCUAAAGACGAGAAUUUGAGAAGGAUAAUGCAUGAAGUGGAAACUCUGACGGAAGAUGUGAACACACUGACUCAGAUAUCGGAGAAUGUAGCGGCAUUGCACACGCAACACUCACAGUUGGAGGAGAUAGUCAGAGAGAUGCUGCACACGUUGAAUAGACAGCUGUCGGAGAGACAGAAUAGUGACACUCAGCUGUGCUACAUGGAGAUCAGCUUGAAUACUUCAAAUGGUCCUGAGAAUUUAACAAUCAUCUAUCCCAAAGCAGAUAAGAGGACCAGUUGGGAGGAGCUAAUAAACGAAACGAAACAAAAAUUAUGUAUAUACGGGCAGGAACGGCCUGCACCAGAGUUCCUAUCACCAGUACCGAUUCGUAAGACUCGUGCUGGUUUGCAGUUUACUUGUGCUGCGCCCACACUACCUCCAAAAGGCCAAUCACCUGAUGUUUGGGUCUGCAACAGUGACGGCUACGUAGGCCAGGUGUGCGUGCUGACAUUAUCACCGAAGCCACAAGUGACGUCAUGCAAUGGCGUCUGCAACGCUCGCAUCCUGUGCGUCGCGUGCGUGCCGCCUGCGCCCGCGCUCACUCGCCAACAGACGCUUGAUAUACCGAGCACAAGUUCGCUAAACAGCACUAGUUCAGUGAAACCUGGUAUCAGUAUAUCGGACCCUGACGAUAGCUGCAAGAAUAUACGGCUUGACAGUUCCUCAUCAAGUGACGAAGACGACGAUGGUUCCUCAACCAGCGAGAACCAAGACGCUCAAUCAGAGCGCAGUCAGGAGUCAGCAACCAUCCGGCUGCACAGCAGCCUGACAGCCAGCCUGGGCAACCACAGGACGACCCUCACUCCGAACCACAGCAAGAGCUUGAGCACCCCUCAUACAGGGCAGAGCAUCCAAGUCCACCCAGUCAUGAAGUCUAACUCAAACCCUGCUGUGGAUAAACAGGCUAUGGGGAUUAAUUCUGGGACGCUAUCAUCUCCAGCCAGUCGCCAAUCCUCGGAAGACAGUGGAACGACAGCCAAUCAGCCCACUAUGUGGCUUGGUACAGAGGAUGGCUGUAUACACGUGUACAACUGCCUCGAUAAUAUUAGGAUAAAGAAGAAUAAAGUGAAAUUACAACACAAUUCGGGGGUUCAUUCCAUUGUAUAUGUGGAGGGGAAAGUAUUUGUUGCCCUUGGCAACGGUGAUCUAGUCGUAUACUGUCGGGAUAUAGACGGUUCAUGGACGGAGCGGUCGACGAUCCCGGUGGGGUCUGGCAGCAGUCCCGUGAGCAGCAUGCUGCUCUCUGGCGGCAAGCUCUGGUGCGCCACGCACGCCUCCAUCAAGAUCAUCAACCCGCAUACUUUGCAGGUGGACGAAACAUUCCAAAUAAGUUCAGAGACGAAGCCGAUCUCCCACAUGGCGGUCGCCGGCGGCACGAUAUGGCUGUCGCUGCACAACGCUGCGCAGCUGCGGUGCUACAACUCCAGCAGUCGCGAGCAGCUCGCUGAGAUCAACAUUACGCCGCAAGUCACUAAGAUGCUGCAUGCAGGCUGCGACGAUAUAAUCCGCCAGCACAAGGCCGCGUGCCUCCGAGUGACAGCGCUCCUCGCGCACCGCGACACGCUGUGGGUGGGCACCAGCGCCGGCGUGCUCCUCACGGCGCCGCUGCACUACUCGCCCAACCCCCGGACUGGGGCUUUCACUGUCCCACAUCUUACUGGUAUAACCUACGGCCACACUGGUCACGUGAGGUUCCUUACCAUAGUUGAGAACCCAGCGGCUCAGAAGCAGCCAGCUAAAGCAACACAAACUUCACUAAAGACGAAGGCACUAAGUCGCAGGUCGACAAACGCCGAGAAACUGCAGAAACAAGCGGAACCCACGCAGAAUAAUAAGGAGACUCUCAUUAUAUCUGGUGGGGAUGGAUACGAGGACUUCAGGAGCUCUACCAUGACAGAAGAUGCAGGCAGAGAAGAUUCGACCAAUCACCUCCUUCUGUGGAGAGUCUGAACGAAUUUUGCGGCCUACAGGGUUCAAGCACUUUCAGACGCACCGCGUCAAGGACUUUUGACGUUUUGAAUCACCUACGUACGUUUCACACGUCACGAAAGCCUAAAGUUUUAGUUUUAAAUGUUUUCGUUAAUGAAUGUUAGUGUUAUACAAGCUUUCAUUUCGAAACGUUGAUGUAUGUUAAAAAUUAUAAUAAAUCUUUUUGUGUUUUGCGCUUGUGAGCGUGAUAUGAGAUUAUUAACGUUAGGACAUUAAAUGUCAAAUUUUAUCGAUUUGUCCCAUUGUAUCAAAAUUAAUUUAAACGUGCAGUAUUAUUAAAUAAAAUUUGACCAUCUGUGUAAUGGCCUGUUGCGUACCUUAUAGAAGUUUCUAUCAAUGUUUUAGAACUGAUUACAUGUAUCCAGCCCAUAUCAAGACAUACAUAUGUGUCAUUUAUUAUUGUUGUCGUUUGCUCGAACUCACGAACUGCCCCUAACUUUGAGGGGUCUUUUGUAUAUCUACGUGGGAAGAAAAUGAUUGUCAAAGACCCUACUUUCCAGAAAAUGUUCCCUUUUUAAGUAUCCCUUAGCGUUAGAGACUUUUAGUGAGAACGAGUCGAGUAGUAGUAAAACUGUUGUAGAAUAUUGAAAUAAUGAUAAAUUUGUGUACCUAAGGGACGUUUUAGGACUAAUUAAAUUGUUCAUUACUUUCUCUUCCGUAGCUUUCAGAAUUUUCGUUACUCGUGCUUACUAGCUCAAUUUUGAUUUAACUAGACCUUCUCUAGUAUUUAUUUAGACAAGCUUGGAAUUUUUCUCUAAUCAAAUCUACAAAAUCUGUAUUGAUGUCUAAAUUAAAAGCUAUUUAUAAAUAUAGACUGAUAUUUUCGUCUAUUUAGAUGUAAUCCUAAAUAUAUAUUUUAGAUUGAUUCUUUCUAUCUGUAAUCUUCUAGAAAAAGUUGAGUAAGUAACCAUGGGUAUCAGCAGAAUGUAUCUGACAACCAGAAUCAUUUUUGUAAAGUAUAUUUUCAGAUGUAGCUUAUGAGUAGGUAUACACUGUUAUUCCGAAUGUACUUUGCCGAAUCAUCGAAAGCCUGGUUAUUUUUUUGUGAUUGCUCAAAAAUUUUAAGAUAUAUUAUGUAUGUUACCUGACCUGACAUUUAAGAGCAACAUUUUUUUGAAUAGGAUGUUUGGAAGAUGUAUCCUAUAUUUAUAAUAUUGCAGAAUAAUAAAAGAGUCGCACUAAU
Molecule: messenger RNA, 6608 nt
Organism: Trichoplusia ni (cabbage looper)
Lineage: Eukaryota; Metazoa; Arthropoda; Insecta; Lepidoptera; Noctuidae
Product: rho guanine nucleotide exchange factor 17
Exons: 20
Coding region: 419-5386 (1655 amino acids)
Biological process (GO): actin cytoskeleton organization
Molecular function (GO): protein binding; guanyl-nucleotide exchange factor activity
Source: RefSeq, a predicted model, not a curated record